This is a messenger RNA of Lutra lutra (Eurasian river otter), 1087 nucleotides long. It is a transcript of the gene FGF16, whose product is annotated as fibroblast growth factor 16. Lineage: Eukaryota; Metazoa; Chordata; Mammalia; Carnivora; Mustelidae. The coding region runs from base 298 to 921 and encodes 207 amino acids. The record is from RefSeq and is a predicted model, not a curated record. Gene Ontology annotation, molecular function: fibroblast growth factor receptor binding; growth factor activity. Gene Ontology annotation, cellular component: cytoplasm. The transcript has 3 exons. Gene Ontology annotation, biological process: animal organ morphogenesis; positive regulation of endothelial cell chemotaxis to fibroblast growth factor; cell differentiation.
GGGAGUGGGUAUGUAUAUAAAGUGCUGUUUGCAUCUGAUAGCUCGACGAAGCCAGCUAUGAGAGGCCUAGGGAGAUGGAUGCGUAGGGGAAGCGCUACUCUGACUGCGAGCAAGGUCAGGAGCUCGCUGCCCCGCCGCUGAGAAGUUCCUUGGACGCGAACAGACGUCGACUGCGGCUAGGCAGAGCGCUGAGGGAGCGAGCGAGGGAGCGAGCGAGAGCCGCGGAGUCGCCCGCGCUCGCUGAGGGGAGAGGUAGUUCGCGCCCCGCGGCCCCGGCUCGGCCCCGCGCACCCCGCCAUGGCGGAGGUGGGGGGGGUCCUCGCCUCCUUGGACUGGGACCUACACGGCUUCUCCUCCUCUCUGGGGAACGUGCCCUUAGCUGACUCCCCGGGCUUCCUGAACGAGCGCCUCGGCCAGAUCGAGGGGAAGCUGCAGCGCGGCUCGCCCACAGACUUCGCCCACCUGAAGGGGAUCCUGCGGCGCCGCCAGCUGUACUGCCGCACCGGCUUCCACCUGGAGAUCUUCCCCAACGGCACAGUGCACGGCACCCGCCACGACCACAGCCGUUUCGGAAUCCUGGAGUUUAUCAGCCUGGCUGUAGGCUUGAUCAGCAUCCGGGGAGUGGACUCUGGCCUGUACUUAGGAAUGAAUGAGCGAGGAGAACUCUAUGGGUCGAAGAAGCUCACACGUGAAUGUGUGUUCCGGGAACAAUUUGAAGAAAACUGGUACAACACCUAUGCUUCCACCUUGUACAAACACUUGGACUCGGAGAGACAGUAUUAUGUGGCCUUGAAUAAAGAUGGCUCACCCCGGGAGGGAUACAGGACUAAACGACACCAGAAAUUCACUCACUUUUUGCCCAGGCCAGUAGAUCCUUCUAAGUUGCCCUCCAUGUCCAGAGACCUCUUCCGCUAUAGGUAAUGGAAGCCUAGUGUGACCUUUGUGACCCCUGUACUCUAGGGCCACAGUUGUCUCCACAAGCACUAUACUCAUAGCUUCUCAAUCCUCUUUCCUACCAGUUUAGAUAACAGAGGAGCACUUCCUGUUCAACUCGAUCCAGCUGUUCCCUUGUUCAAAGUGUAUAUCA